AUGUCAGAUCAGAGGAUAUUCACAAGAUAUAAGGCCAAUGAGAUCAGGUCUGAGUUACAGAUUGUUGAUGUGAAAAAGAUAAAAUCUGGUGUCGCCAAAAAAAAAAAUGCGUUAAGAAAGAUAAUUGCAAAUCUAACUUUAGGUAAUUAUUCUGAGAUGUUACUUUUAUUGCCUGAGAUUUUAAAGUUUUGGAAGAUAGAAGAUGAUAUGGAAGUUAAACGAAUUUGUCAUGAGUAUAUUAGAACCAUCGGGUCAAUUAAACCAAGAAGUACCGUGGAAUCAUUACCAUUUAUAUUAAAUGAUUUACGCAGUAGAAAUGAAAAAGUUCAAAUUAUGGCUUUGGAAACUUUGGUAUCUAUACCUUUCAGUAAAUUUUCAGAAGAAGCAUUUGAUUUUAUUAUUCAUUUAACUAAUAAAAAGACAGUUCCAGAACAAUUAAUGAAAAAUGCUAUUUAUUCCUUGGUUCAAUUAGAUGAUUAUGAUCAUGAAAGAGUAAUGUCAUUAUUAAAUCUAUUAUACGAUAUUGUUAAUCACCAAAUAGAAAAACCAACUAUUCAAAUAGCUGCAUUAAAUGCCCUUUGUAUGAUUCAUGACGUAGAUGGAAAUUCUCAACCUGUUCAUAUAUCAGUGGAAACUGCUUUUAAUAUAUUGGAAUUACUUCCUACUUUGAAUGAAUGGGAUUCAGCUACAUUGUUAGAGAUUUUACCUAUAACAGUAGUUCCGCAAACCCAUGAUAAUGCAUAUGAUAUGAUUGAUAUGGUAUUACCACAUCUUCAACAUGUUAAUUCUGCUGUAUCACUCAGUGCUUUGAAAAUGGUUCUUUAUUUACUAAACUAUAUUGAAGAAGUUAAUCAAACAAUUAUUAAAAGAUUAUCAAAUUCUGUUAUAGCACUUUUGGAAAAACCAGCAGAGUUGCAAUUCCUCGUUCUAAGAAAUGUGAUCCUAUUAUUGUUGAGUAGAGAUCAAUCAUUACUGAAAUUUGAUGUUCCAUAUUUUUUUAUCGAAUAUAAUGACCCAAUAUAUAUUAAGGAUACAAAGCUUGAGUGUCUUUACCUUUUAUCAAAUGAGGGAACAUUGCCGCAAAUAUUGGAUGAACUGGAAGAACAUGCUACCGAUAUUGAUAUACAAAUGUCUAGAAAGGCAGUUAGAGCUAUUGGUAAUCUGGCAGUUAAGUUAGGCGAAAGUUCAGCCGGAAAAUGUGUGGACAUCCUGUUACACCUACUUGAAUUUGGGGUGGAUUACGUUAUUCAAGAAAUAAUCUCAGUGUUCAGAAAUAUAUUGAGAAAAUAUCCUAAGGAUUUUAAAAAUGAUGUGAAAACUUUAGUAAAAUAUGUUGAUUAUGCUCAGGAUACUGAAUCGAGGAAUGCAAUGAUCUGGAUUAUUACACACUAUUCAGAUAUCCUGCCAGAUUAUUUGACACUCUUCGAAACUUUUUGUACUAAUGUAUUGAAUGAAUCCCCCGAAGUUCAAUUUUCUGUUUUAACCUCAAGUAUAAAAUUCUUUGUUAGAUAUCCAUCGAUUGAAACUGAAAAAUUAUGCAUAUGCUUAUUACGUGAGUGUACCGAAGAUGCAAAUAAUCCAGAUCUUCGAAGCCGGGCGUUUAUGUAUUGGAGGUUGUUAUCUCUGGCUAGAGAGGAUGGUAGUAAUGUAACGAAUGAAAUAUUAAAGGACAUUGUUGAUGGAGAACUACCGAAAAUAGAACUGAACACAAAAUUAGACCCUAUUGUUUUAGAGGAGUUAGAACUGAACGUUGGUAGCAUAACAUCUAUUUAUCUAAAGCCCACGUCCCAGAUAUUUAGGAUGAGUUCCCUGAAAAGUUUACCAAACAGCCCUGUAUUAAAUUCCGAUAAGUCUCUGUUGAAUGUGAUUGAUGAUCUAAGAUCGAUCGGAAUUUCAAAUUCAAAUGAUCGGUUAAAUGGAAAAAACCAUAACUCUAAUAAAAAUAACAAUCCGGUAGUUCACACCAUGAGUGAUUUUGAUAAGCCUGCUGAAAAGGUUAAUCAUUUAAAGGGUAGUAGAAAAUCGAGUAUUAGUAGUCCGUCGAAACUGGCAAGGAAACCGUCAAUGCUGAUGAGAAAACUGACUUUAAAGAAGAAAUUUUAA
Messenger RNA from Maudiozyma saulgeensis, 2103 nucleotides. NCBI's taxonomy places the organism in Eukaryota, Fungi, Ascomycota, Saccharomycetes, Saccharomycetales, Saccharomycetaceae. The record is from the annotation of a GenBank genome assembly.